Colletotrichum destructivum is the source of this 1074-nucleotide messenger RNA. RefSeq names its product Putative GroES-like superfamily, alcohol dehydrogenase-like, NAD(P)-binding domain superfamily. NCBI's taxonomy places the organism in Eukaryota, Fungi, Ascomycota, Sordariomycetes, Glomerellales, Glomerellaceae. The transcript has 2 exons. The record is from RefSeq and is a predicted model, not a curated record. Gene Ontology annotation, molecular function: oxidoreductase activity. Bases 1 to 1074 code for a protein of 357 amino acids.
AUGUCUCGUGGUUGGACUCUGAACGGCCAAAGCGGCUUUGACAAAUGCCUCCAGUACGAGGAGAACAUCCCAAGGACCAGCACGCUGGCGUCAAACGAGGUCCUGGUGGAACUCCACGCCGCCAGCCUGAACUAUCGUGAGCUUGCGAUUGCCAAUACCGAUGGCCCAACGGCGGCGCGGGCAGGCCCGAUCCGACCCAACAUAGUCCCCGGCUCCGACGGCGCCGGAGUCGUCAAGCAAGUCGGGGCGGCCGUGUCCGCUUUCCGCCCCGGUGACCGUGUCAUCACCCACCUGGCUCCCAACUUGGUCGAAAGAUCCGGAGACGAAGCCCUGCCCGCCUACCAUGACAUUGCAGACGGCCUCGGCCAAGUUGUCGACGGAACCCUGCGGUCGGAGGGUGUUUUCGCGGAGACCGCGCUCGUCUCUGCCCCCGAGUCUCUGGACUGGCCGGAAGCCGCGACCUUGACAUGCAGCGGGCUCACGGCUUGGAACUCUCUGUUUGGUCUCAAGGGCAGGGAGCCCGGACCGGGGACGUGGGUCCUCGUCCAGGGGACGGGGGGCGUCAGCAUCGCCGCUCUGCAGCUCGCCCUCGCAGCCGGGGCUACCGUAAUUGCCACGACUUCUUCCGAGGACAAGGCGAAGCGGCUGAGAGACCUCGGCGCGAAAGCCACCGUCAGCUAUCGCGAGAACCCCGAAGACUGGGGCGUCAAGGCCAGAGACCUCACCCCGAACUGGAGAGGCUUCGAUAUCGUUGUCGAUAUUGCCGGCGACGACUCGCUUGCACAGUCGAUUGCGGCAGUCAAGACGGAUGGACUGGUCGUGGCGGCAGGCCUCGUGGGGAAGAAGGUCGAGCCCGUUCCGAUGUUGGCUGCCCUCGGCCGCCCAUGCAUCGUGAGGGGUGUGCUCCUGGGCAGCCGGAAACAGUUCCAGGACAUGGUCCGCUUCGUGGAGGAGAAGGGCAUCAAGCCGGUGGUUGACGAUGUGACGUUCGAGCUUGCCCAGGCGAAGGAUGCGUAUGCCCGGUUGGACGCAAAGAAGCACUUUUCAAAGGUUGUCAUCCGGAUUGACCAUUAA